AUGGCCGAGAUCCGCCGAAAGCUCGUUAUCGUUGGCGAUGGUGCCUGCGGUAAAACCUGCUUGUUGAUUGUCUUCUCCAAGGGCACAUUCCCUGAGGUCUACGUCCCCACCGUCUUCGAGAACUACGUCGCCGACGUUGAGGUUGAUGGAAAGCACGUUGAACUCGCCCUAUGGGAUACCGCUGGCCAGGAGGACUACGACCGUCUCCGACCUCUCUCCUACCCCGAUUCCCACGUUAUCCUGAUUUGCUUCGCCAUCGAUUCCCCCGACUCGUUGGACAAUGUCCAGGAGAAGUGGAUUUCCGAAGUCCUGCACUUUUGCCAGGGCCUGCCCAUCAUCCUCGUUGGCUGCAAGAAGGAUUUGCGCUACGACCAGAAGACCAUUGAGGAGCUGCGAAAGACCAGCCAGAAGCCGGUCUCCCCUGAAGAGGGUGAGGAGAUCCGCAAGAAGAUUGGCGGCUACAAGUACCUCGAGUGCUCUGCCAGAACCAACGAGGGUGUCCGCGAGGUCUUUGAGCACGCCACACGUGCUGCUCUCAUGUCCCGCAGCAGCCGUGGUGGCAAGCGCGACAAGAAGUGCCUUGUCUUGUAA
Molecule: messenger RNA, 591 nt
Organism: Emericellopsis cladophorae
Lineage: Eukaryota; Fungi; Ascomycota; Sordariomycetes; Hypocreales; Bionectriaceae
Product: Ras-like protein family
Exons: 5
Coding region: 1-591 (196 amino acids)
Biological process (GO): small GTPase-mediated signal transduction
Molecular function (GO): GTPase activity; GTP binding
Source: RefSeq, a predicted model, not a curated record